ACAACCCUCCCGAACUUUUUUUGUUUUUUUGUUUUUUUUGUAGAGAUCCUCAUGCAGUAACUCCAAUUCCUUACCAAGCAAACAGAACGUUUCCUGCAGCCCUAUAUCUAUCAAUAGCGCCAUUAAAGUUCCACUACCACCGCAACCAUGUCUCCGGCACCCCCUAAAAUCCUCCGAGCCGCAGCGGGCUGCAGUCUCCGCAGCACCGCCAGAGCACCUGUGGUGCGGUUGGCCUGCGCUACAGGCUCCAUUGCAGCCAGGCCUGUAACGUGCCGGCCGAUGCACACAUCGCAGACGCCUCGGUCCAAAUCCAAAUCGGACAACCCGGACGCCAGCGAGAGGGCGACGGUCGCACACGCGCCCGCCCCGCCGAUCUUGAGACACGAGAACUUCGGGCGGAAGCAGUUUGCGGAUUUCGACCUGGCCGGCAAGGUCUUCCUCGUGACCGGAGGCGCACAGGGUCUCGGGCUCACGCUAGCCGAGGCCCUCGUUGAAGCCGGUGGCAAAGUAUACUGUCUGGAUCGUGUCGAGAGGCCGACGAGCGACGAAUGGCAGAGGGCGCUUGAGCGCGUCGUCCCGGAGUGGGGCGGGUCGCUCAACUACGUGCAGCAGGACGUCUCGGAUACUCCAUCGCUCGACCAGACGAUCACGCGCAUCGCGGAGGAGAACCAGCGGCUCGACGGCGUGGUGGCCGCCGCGGCGAUCCAGCAACUCUCCGAGGCCGUCAACUACUCGGAGAAGGACGUCUCGCGGAUGCUGUCGGUCAACUACACGGGCGUCCUGAUGACCGCGACGGCGGCGGCGCGCCAGAUGUUCAGGUACAGGUGCCGCGGGAGCAUCGUCUUCGUUGGCAGCAUGAGCGGCUUCGUCGCGAACAAGGGCCUGCUGAGCUGUGUCUAUAACUCCUCCAAGGCUGCGGUCAUCCAGCUGUCCCGGAACCUGGCGAUGGAGUGGAGUCCGAUCAAGGAGGACGGCACCGGCGGUAUCCGCGUCAACUGUAUCUGCCCCGGCCACAUCUUGACGCCGAUGGUCUUGAAGAACUUUGAGGAAGUACCGGGCCUUAAAGAGAAGUGGGAAAGAGAAAACAUGAUGGGUCGCUUGGCCGAGACGGCGGAGUUCAAAGGUGCCGUAUUGUACUUGGCCAGCUCAGCCAGCAGUUUCAUGACUGGAAACUCGAUUGUCAUCGACGGUGGUCACACCGCUUGGUAGAGACCUCAGCUUUGGUUGCGCGAUGGGGAAAGCCAGGCUAUAUGUAAUCUUUGGAUUACGUAUUGAGGUGCCCGGGUGGUUUGCUGUAUUUUUAUUGUCAAUGUCAUGUACCCAUAUAGCAUCGCGCAUCGCUGAUUGGAUGUCGUUGCAUUGUAUUCAUAGACUACUUUAGACAUUAUUGACGUUAUUUCAUA
Messenger RNA from Truncatella angustata, 1403 nucleotides. RefSeq lists its product as uncharacterized. Gene Ontology annotation, molecular function: oxidoreductase activity, acting on NAD(P)H, oxygen as acceptor. The coding region runs from base 148 to 1209 and encodes 353 amino acids. The transcript has 2 exons. The record is from RefSeq and is a predicted model, not a curated record. Gene Ontology annotation, cellular component: intracellular anatomical structure. NCBI's taxonomy places the organism in Eukaryota, Fungi, Ascomycota, Sordariomycetes, Amphisphaeriales, Sporocadaceae.